CCAAGUACAACUAAAUUUUAGGUUUAAAAAAAUACGAAAUAUUAAGGAUUUUUUAAAAUAUUUUCGUAUUGGACAUUUUACAUAGUCGUUGCUUUGUACACAACAUUGUGAUUUUUACUUCUUUAAAUUGGUCCAAAAUAUAUUGUUUGACCAAAAACUUCAAAUUUUUUAAUAAGGAGAUGGAUUUACUAUUUGAUGGCUAAAAUAACCUCACUUUUUUCAGGCUCAUCCACAGCCUAUAAGGCAGAAAUAUAGGCUGUAUUCUCCUACCACACUAACGAAUGCCUAUAAACGUGCCAUUGAGGACAAUGUUUCUGUCCGAAAAGCGUCCAUACAGUUCAAUGUACCAAUGCAGACCUUGAGGGAUCGUGUCCUGGGAAAAGUCCACAUUGACACUGUAGCUGCAGGACGUGUUCCUAUUUUGUCCUGUGAGGAAGAAUCCAGGCUGGUUGAUCAUCUCAAGUCCGUUGCCACUCUGGGCUAUGGAUACACACGUCAGGAAGUCGUUGACAUUGCAUCUGAUUUUGCAGUACAGCUAAACAGACGAACUGUAUCAAAUCCAUUUUCCAUGACAUGGUUUUACUCUUUUCUUAAUAGGUGGCCAGAGCUACGUGUCAUUAAACCAAGAGGACUUGAGCAGUGUAGGGCUCAAUCUGCUUCUGCCACUGUUGUUCACAACUACUUUGCUGAACUAGAUAAGAUUAUGGAUAAGUAUGACUUAAAAGAUAAGCCACAUCUAAUCUUCAAUAUUGAUGAAAAGGGCAUAACCCAGUGUCAAACUCCACCUUCAGUAGUUGUAGGAAACAAUCUCCAUCCUCCUGCUGUUACAGCUGGGAAAUCCUGCACAACUACCAUUAUAGGUUGUGGAAGUGCUAGUGGCGUGGCUGUCCCCCCAUAUUUUGUGUUUGCAGGAAAGCGGCUUACUCCAGACCUGAUGAAAGGGGCUGCACCUGGUGCAGAUUCAUCCAUGAGUGACAGCGGCUGGUCCCAUGCAGAGAUUUUUCGAAAAUAUCUCACAAACCACCUCAUGAAAUUUCUUCCUGCAAGGAACGACAACCAACAUCUCCUGUUAUUGCUCGAUGGCCAUAAAUCACAUGUGUCUGUUGGCUUGGUGGAAUGGGCUAAGUCCCAUAAUAUCAUACUUUUCAUCCUACCAGCCCACACAAGCCAUAUAUUGCAACCUAUGGAUGUUGGUAUCUACGGACCCUUUCAGCGAAUGUACAAUGCGGAAUGCCAUAAGUUUACGCGUCAAUCUGCAUGUACUGUAACUCGUUAUGAUGUUUGUGAGCUUGCUUCAAAGGUAUAUAUCAAGGCCCUUUCAGCUGAAAAUUUGCAUUCAGCCUUCAAAAAGUCAGGUAUUUUCCCUUUCAAUGCUUCUAUUAUAAAUAGAGACAUUUUGAAGCCAGCAGAAGGGUUUGAUGCUCUUGACCAAGAAAAACAAGAAGACACUGAUUCUCAGAAGACUGUGGAAGGGGGUAUUAGAACAGACUUACCGUUACAUACGGAUGAUGCACAUAUUGAACCUGUGGUGGACCUAGUUGGUGGCACAUCAGCUUCUACUUCUCACACACCAGGAACUAUUAAAAGAUUCUUUGACAGUCGUGUUACCAAAUUAUUCAACGUAAAACGAGAGGGAGUACUUUCCAAAAAAACACGCCGCACAAUGAGUGCUGUUGUAUCAGGACAGGCCAUUACUGAACCCCAUACUGAGGCACAGAUGCUUAAACAUCAGGAAGACGUAGGGUACAGUAAAAAAUCAACAAAGUUAACCAAAGAUCAAAAAAAGGGUAAAGGAAAGGCCCCCAAAAAAUCAACAAGUGCGCUAAAGGCAUCUGAUAAUACCUCUAAUGCUGCGACCUCCACAAGGAUAUACAACUCUUCAUCCAGCGAGUCUGAUGUGGAUGACCCUAGUGAGUUAUGUUGCGUCUGUAGCCGAAGGAAACCACCAGCAGGGCAGAACAUUUAUGUUCUUUAUAUAUACAAGUGGGCACAGUGUGUUGGGAUGAGGAGGGGUAUGCCCUGUAAGCAUUGGGUGCAUAUUCCUCAUUGCAGCAAUACAAAGGUUGUAUGGCGCCACAGUGAUUUCGAUUGCCCCUGCUGUGCCUCACCAGCUCUCCAGGGGUGGCGAAAUCUCAAAAAACUAUACUUGUCCACGGACAACCAUUUAGGAAAUUUAACUUGCCCGUUGCUAAACUGCACUUGUCUGUUAAUGUUUAUAUAAAUUAUAAACGCAUUUAUUGAUUAAUGUUUAAUAAUGUGGAAUAUAUCAAAAUGAGUAUGAUUUGCUUGUUUUGUUUAUAAUUGUAUUUCAAUAAUACGUUCAUUAUAGCAGUAUAUUAUAAACAAUAUAAAGACCUUCUCAAACUUUAAAUCUUGCGAAGCUAGUGUUAUUAAAACAUGUGCUGAACAUAAGUACAUUGUAAUCUUAACAAAUUAAACUAGUCCAAUAUGUGGACCUCAUCCGACUGAGGCUCCGCUACUGGUAGCAAUUUGAUGGGUGAUGGUCGUUUUGUCCCACUACCAGUUCGAGCCACUGAUAUUUGUGUAGGGAGGGAUUGGUCGUUUCGUCCCACUGAUAAGAUAUAGCCAGGAUGGUGUGAAUAAUAGCCAGGAUGGUGUGAAUAAUACCGUAUAGGUGUGAAUCAUAAUGAGGUGUAUAUUGAUGUAGCAAAUUAAAAUAGUGUUAACAUUUCUAAUAAUAUUUUCUUGUUUAUUUUACCGUUUUUGUGUAGUUUCAGUAAUUUACAUUCAUCCGUGAUAUGAUUUUUUGCCAAAAGCAUGUUUUGCCGAUUACGUGUUUAUUAUUAUGCCCCCCUUCGAAGAAGAGGGGGUAUAUUGCUUUGCUCAUGUCGGUCGGUAGGUCGGUCGGUCGGUCCGUCCACCAGGUGGUUGUCGUAUGAUAACUCGAGAACGCAUACGCCUAGGAUCAUGAAACUUCAUAGGUAGAUUGAUCAUGACUGGCAGAUGACCCCUAUUGAUUUUGAGGUCACUAGGUCAAAGGUCAAGGUCACGGUGACCCGAAAUAGUAAAAUGGUUUCCGGAUGAUAACUCAAGAACGCAUACGCCUAGGAUCAUGAAACUUCAUGGGUAGAUUGAUCAUGACUUGCAGAUGACCCCUAUCAAUUUUGAGGUCACUAGGUCAAAGGUCAAGGUCACAGUGACCCGAAAUAGUAAAAUGGUUUCCGGAUGAUAACUCAAGAACGCAUACGCCUAGGAUCAUGAAACUUCAUGGGUAGAUUGAUCAUGACUCGCAGAUGACCCCUAUCAAUUUUGAGGUCACUAGGUCAAAGGUCAAGGUCACGGUGACCUGAAAUAGUAAAAUGGUUUUCGGAUGAUAACUCAAGAACGCUUUUGCCUAGGAUCAUGAAACUUCAUAGGUAGAUUGAUCAUGACUCGCAGAUGACCCCUAUUGAUUUUGAGGUCACUAGGUCAAAGGUCAAGGUCACGGUGACCCGAAAUAGUAAAAUGGUUUCCGGAUGAUAACUCAAGAACGCAUACGCCUAGGAUCAUGAAACUUCAUGGGUAGAUUGAUCAUGACUCGCAGAUGACCCCUAUUAAUUUUGAGGUCACUAGGUCAAAGGUCAAGGUCACGGUGACCCGAAAUAGUAAAAUGGUUUCCGGAUGAUAACUCAAGAACGCAUACACCUAGGAUCAUGAAACUUCAUGGGUAGAUUGAUCAUGACUCGCAGAUGACCCCUAUCAAUUUUGAGGUCACUAGGUCAAAGGUCAAGGUCACGGUGACCCGAAAUAGUAAAAUGGUUUCCGGAUGAUAACUCAAGAACGCAUACGCCUAGGAUCAUGAAACUUCAUAGGUAGA
Messenger RNA from Dreissena polymorpha, 3817 nucleotides. RefSeq lists its product as uncharacterized. Bases 350 to 2221 code for a protein of 623 amino acids. Gene Ontology annotation, cellular component: nucleus. The transcript is spliced from 4 exons. The record is from RefSeq and is a predicted model, not a curated record. Gene Ontology annotation, molecular function: DNA binding. NCBI's taxonomy places the organism in Eukaryota, Metazoa, Mollusca, Bivalvia, Myida, Dreissenidae.